Molecule: messenger RNA, 1640 nt
Organism: Tetranychus urticae (two-spotted spider mite)
Lineage: Eukaryota; Metazoa; Arthropoda; Arachnida; Trombidiformes; Tetranychidae
Source: RefSeq, a predicted model, not a curated record
UAAAUGUCCACAUGGGAUGUUUGUUUGCUCUGCUGGUUUAAUCUGUUACUCGGAACGAGCUCGUUGUAAUGGUAAUUGGGAUUGUGUUGAUUUUAAAGAUGAACUUAACUGUGGACUUUGUGGACCUUUUUUGAUGAAAUGGGUUGUGAAAAACGUCGUUGUGCUAAGAAAAUUUUAUGUGCCAACAAUGCUAAAUGUUUCUUCCGUGAUGAGCGUUGCAAUGGUAUUGCUGAUUGUUCUGAUGGGUCUGAUGAAAGAAACUGUACGAAAGAACUUUGCCGACAUGAUCACGGAGCAUUUCUUUGUGCUAAUGGACAAUGUAUCCAUUCAAUUCAAGUAUGUGACACAUCUCUUGAUUGUGGCGAUGGAUCUGAUGAAAUAAAUUGUACCACUGAACAGUGCCGUCCUGAACAGGGCAACUUUCUUUGUACAAAUGGUAACUGUAUCCAAGCUAUUUUAACCUGUGAUCGAAGUAACGAUUGUGGAGAUUCAUCAGAUGAAAUAAAUUGUCUAAAAAAUAGUGUUAUCACAGCUGCUCUUAUGGGAUCUCUUAUCUGCGGACUUUUACUUGUUAUUGCUAUAAGUUGUACAUGUAAAUUGAUUGCUUUGCGUCAAAUUGAACAGCAACGUCAAGCUCAAGAUGAUUCUUAUUGCGGUUCCGCAACUAAUAAUCUUUACUCUUCAUCACAUAUUUACCAAAGGUACUUUCCAUUCGCUCGUAGUAAUAGUCACUCAACAUGGCCUCUUUUCAGUCCAGACUCUGAAUAUUUUUAUCGAGAGCCUCCUCCAAGCUAUGCUUCAGCGGUUUCUGGUAUUGAUGAAUAUGGAGCUGGAUGUUCAUCUUCUUCAUCUCGUCGACGACCUAGAAGAUUAAGACCUAGGUCGAAGGCGUCCACCUAGUCCACCACCAUCACAACAAUCACUCACAAAAUCUGAUGGUAUUUAUAAUAAUGGUGUUUUUUAACGACCAAGUAUUUGCUCAAACAUACCAGCAACUAUGAACAUACUUUCGAUACCCACAACGGGCUCAAUCAAUAUUAGACCAACAAUGAAUGGAGCAACAACUUCAUCGACUCUAUCAGCCAUUCAAAGUAAUGCUGUAUCUGAUAUUGAAGAACCAAACUGUACAACAUCCUCCAAUCAUCCUUUACUCACACAAAAUAAUCAACAGUCUCAAAAUGGUGAUAUUAGUUGUAGCAAUGAACGUUCUAGUAAAAAUGAAGAUGAAGACGGGUCUAGCCAAUCAACAGAAAUUGGACCAGUGGGAAGUGAUGAUUCAAAUGAUUCUAUUCAUCAAUCAUACCAUCAUAAUUGUUCAACAUCAUCGACUGUAACAAUAGAGUUAAAUAAUAUACCAUCACAAUCUUCUCAGCUUGACUGUGAUCAACAACCUCUGCUCAGUGGAUGAUAAUUCCUUAUUGUUUUGUUCUCUUUUUUAAUGUGUAUAUAUAUACAUAGAUGUAACCAAUAUUUAGAAAAUAACCUGGAAAAGGGCAUUUUUUGAUUGUUUUCGCAAGAAAAGGCGGUAGUUUUUAAUGGCCCACCAAAAUCUGAAAUAUAUUCAAAUUUUGGGCCCAUUUGUCUCAAAAAAAGAAUCUGAACUAUGUAUACUACAUAAAUAAUAUAUAUAUAAAUCUUAA